Messenger RNA from Humulus lupulus (European hop), 1630 nucleotides. Its product is annotated as transcription factor MYB102-like. The coding region runs from base 184 to 1392 and encodes 402 amino acids. The record is from RefSeq and is a predicted model, not a curated record. NCBI's taxonomy places the organism in Eukaryota, Viridiplantae, Streptophyta, Magnoliopsida, Rosales, Cannabaceae. The transcript has 3 exons.
UACCGACCCUACAAACUCAUCUCUCUUUCUUGAUAUAUAUACAACCUUCUCUCUUUCUACUUCUAAAUACAUUUUUCUGCAAGAUAUAAAUUACAUUAAAAGCUUAGAAGAACUCUUGGAAAGAUCGAGAUUAUAUACAGAGAGCUACAUAGCAUUUGACUCGAAUAUUUCACAUAUACCAACAUGGGAAGAGCACCGUGUUGUGACAAAAAUGGGCUCAAGAAAGGGCCUUGGACUCCUGAAGAAGAUCAAAAACUUGUUGAUUUCAUUCAGAAAAAUGGAUAUGGUAACUGGAGAACACUUCCCAAGAAUGCAGGACUUCAAAGGUGUGGAAAGAGCUGCAGACUUCGAUGGACUAACUAUCUCAGACCAGAUAUCAAAAGAGGACGAUUUUCUUUCGAAGAGGAAGAGACAAUAAUUCAACUCCACAGUAUUUUGGGCAACAAGUGGUCUGCUAUUGCUGCUCGGUUACCAGGGAGAACUGACAACGAAAUAAAAAACUACUGGAACACCCACAUUAGAAAACGGCUCCUACGAAUGGGAAUAGACCCAGUGACUCACAGUCCAAGGCUAGAUCUCCUAGACCUCUCCUCGAUUCUAAGCUCUUCAUUCUACAACUCAUCUCAUCAUCAGAUGAACAGUAUGACCAGGUACCUAGGAGUCCAACCAGUAAUGAACCCUGAGCUUCUAAGACUAGCCACUUCUCUCAUGGCUAAUUCCUCGAAUAAUUCUCAACGUGGGACUACAAACAACCAAAACAGUACUUUCUACUUCCAAAACUCCCACGAAGUAGAUCAUCAAAACCAGCUCUGUGGCAACAUUAAUGGCAACAAUAAUCCUCAUCAUCAAUUCCAACAUGUACUGUACCAACCUGACCAACUCCAAGAAAUCUCACCGGCUGGUUGCCCCACUACUACUGCUGCUACUGUAGAUGUGUCUUGUGUCCCACUUUCAAAUGAAGAACUAGUACAUCACGACCUAUCAAAUCUCACAAAUUUCAGUUCUCCAAGUUCCCAAAUCAGCGAAUGGCAAAGUAGUAGUACUACUACUACGACAGCAACUAAUGGGAUGCCUUCAAAUUUUACCGAAGACUAUGUUCCGAGUUUACCAGCAGGUUACAGUGCUUACAGUAGUUAUUAUGAUCAUCAUCGUUAUCAACCUACGGUGAUUGAUCCCUCGACAGAGAGCUACCAGUCCAACAACAGCAACAACCAGAACUUCAGUUUCACUACAUCGGUUUUGUCCACUCCGUCUUCGAGUCCAACGGCGUUGAACUCGAAUUCGACGACGUAUUUGAAUAAUAGUGGAACUGAGGACGAACCGGAAAGCUACUGCAGUAGUAUGUUGAAGUUUGAAAUCUCAGACCUCUUGGAUGUUAACGAGUUCAUGUAAUGUAAUCAUGAUUAGAACUACUACGGAUUAAAACUGAUCCAGGAGAAGGAUUUUUUUUUUUCUCUUAAAUUUCCAAUGUUUAGAGUCUUGGGUUUGGUGGUUCUGAUGCGUGUAAAAUUCACUAAUAAUUAUUAUUAUUAUAUUUUUUUUAAUCUUCGUCAGCCUUAUUACUGUAUCGGGAAGAAAAAGAUCUAGCUGUUAGUAUUUUCUUAAUGGGAAAUUUCCAUUAUUGAGAUGA